AUGCUGCCCCUUUGCAACAAUAUAAUUAAUAUCUCCUGUGUGAAAAGCAACUGGUCAAGCCAUGUUCGUGCUUCAUUGUACAGCUUAAUGGUACUGAUAAUUCUGAUCACUCUGGUUGGCAAUCUGAUAGUCAUUAUUUCCAUACCACAUUUCAAGCAACUUCACACCCCCACUAAUUGGCUCAUUCAUUCCAUGGCCAUUGUGGACUUCCUGCUGGGGUGCCUGGUGAUGCCUUAUAGCAUGGUGAGGUCAGUUGAGCACUGCUGGUAUUUUGGAGAGUUCUUCUGUAAAAUUCACACUAGCACUGACAUUAUGCUGAGUUCAGCCUCCAUUUUUCACUUGUCCUUCAUUUCCAUUGACCGCUACUAUGCAGUGUGUGAUCCAUUGAGAUACAAAGCCAGGAUCAAUAUCUUGGUAAUUCUUGUGAUGAUCUUCAUUAGUUGGAGCAUUCCUGCUAUUUUUGCAUUUGGAAUGAUCUUUCUGGAGCUAAACUUCAAAGGAAUUGAAGAGAUAUAUUAUAAACAUUUUCACUGCACAGGGGGCUGUUCGAUUGUCUUUAGCAAAACAUCUGGGGUAUUGGCCUUUCUGACUUCUUUCUAUAUACCUGGGUCUGUUAUGUUGUGUGUCUACUACAGAAUAUAUUUCAUAGCUAAAGGGCAAGCAAGAUCAAUUAAUCAUACAAAUCAGAAGCUUCACUUUGGAUUAGAAGAGAAAAAUGGAAUUUCACAAAACAAAAAAAGAAAAGCUGCGAAGACUUUAGGGAUCAUGAUGGGUGUUUUCCUGAUAUGCUGGAGCCCUUUCUUUGUGUGCACAGUCAUGGAUCCUUUCCUGAACUACACAAUUCUACCUCCUUUGAAUGAUGCAUUCAUUUGGUUUGGCUACUUGAACUCUACUUUUAAUCCAAUGGUUUAUGCAUUUUUCUAUCCCUGGUUCAGAAGAGCAUUGAAGACAAUUGUACUUGGUAAAAUUUUUCAAAGAGAUUCAUUUAGGUGUAAGUUAUUUUUAGAAUUAAAUCCACAAUAA
Ictidomys tridecemlineatus (thirteen-lined ground squirrel) is the source of this 1023-nucleotide messenger RNA. RefSeq names its product trace amine associated receptor 1 (gene Taar1). Gene Ontology annotation, molecular function: trace-amine receptor activity. The record is from RefSeq and is a predicted model, not a curated record. Gene Ontology annotation, biological process: G protein-coupled receptor signaling pathway. NCBI's taxonomy places the organism in Eukaryota, Metazoa, Chordata, Mammalia, Rodentia, Sciuridae. Gene Ontology annotation, cellular component: membrane.